Neoarthrinium moseri is the source of this 2985-nucleotide messenger RNA. RefSeq lists its product as uncharacterized. Lineage: Eukaryota; Fungi; Ascomycota; Sordariomycetes; Amphisphaeriales; Apiosporaceae. The record is from RefSeq and is a predicted model, not a curated record. The transcript has a single exon. The coding region runs from base 1 to 2985 and encodes 994 amino acids. Gene Ontology annotation, biological process: TORC2 signaling. Gene Ontology annotation, cellular component: TORC2 complex.
AUGCAGCCUGGCCGACCCCAGCGAGCCCCAGGGAGCUUCUCCCCCCUUCCCGGCAGCAGCGUGUCGUCCUCGGCUGCUGCUGCCGCCGCCGCAGCGUCCGGGGCCGGCGCCGGCGGCGGAGGAGGAGGAGGAGGACCCAGCGCCGCCCGAGACGAUGCCUCACAGCUGCGCCUUCAACAGCAACACCAACAUCACCAGCACCACCAACAGGCCUCCUCCCAGUACCCCGUGCGGCCCCAGAUACGCAGAAUCGAGUCCUCCGAGAGCGACGACGCCUCCAUCUCGUACACCAAGACCCGCAGCCCGCAAUCCCCGAUCGGCGUCACGAGCCCCUCGUAUUCCAACUUCACGGCGCUGCCGAACAGCAGCUCGACCAGCCUGCACAACUUCUCGCGACCCGGCCGCCCCAGCAACAACGCCCACGACGCAGCCAGCGUCCGCACCGUCUCGCCCCUUGCGCCCCCGCCCCCGCGGCCGGGAGGCGCAGGACACCACUCCCGGAAGCACUCGCAGACCCAGGGCCUGUUCGACUCGACCCUGCCGUCCACGAGCUCCUCCAACCUCGCCCAGUUCGCCCAGACUGCCUCGUCUCCGACUGGAAUCCAGCACGCGCCGGCUAUGCCCUCCCCCGGCCUGUCGGCCAGCCAGAUCGCCGCCCAGGCCGCAGUCCAGCAACACCAGCAGCACAACCGCCACCGGUCGCAGACCGUGCCCUUCCCCGGCAGCGAGCUCCCCGACACUGCGCGCCGGCCGGGAACAAGACCGCUCCAGGGUGCCGGUGCCGGCCCCGGCGAAAACAGCAGCAGUCGAGGCCCGCUGAGCCCUCCCAUGCUCAGUCUGACCGAGGCCAGCAUCCCGCGCGACGCCGGCGCCCUGGGCGGCGGGAGCAGUGCCGGCGACCGGGCAUACCACAAUGGCCUGUUGGGAAACCAGGCCGCCACCACGGCAGCAAAUAUCGCCUUUCCCAGGACGUCGCCGCAGUCUUCGCCCGGCCUGCCCACACCCGAUCUGCAGUCGCAGCAGUCGCCCUUUCCGCCGUCCCUCCCCAACCCCGAGAAGCCGGUCAAGGCCGAGAAGUCCAAGGUCAAGCUGUUCUCGCGGCCCAAGAAGAUCGAUACCAAGGGCGAGUCCAAGGAGAGGCCCUUGCCCAGCCCCGGCAAGAUUGGCUCGGCGUUGGCGUCCCUGCAGAGGGCCAACUACAGCACCACCAGCCUGGCCGACAGCCAGUCCAUGUACAACCUGGCCAAUUCCUCGUCCGCCACGAUACGCCCCAUAGACACGGCUACGGAGAAGGAAACCAAGGAGAAGGAGAAGAAACACCACUUCUUGUCGCGGCAGAAGCACAAGAUCAGCGGCAAGGAAGACUAUCACCUGCCCCUAUCCUCGGCCGCCAGCAACUCGCGCCCCGUCGAUCCCAACGCCCCGUCCAGUCUCUACAAUUUCAACCUCCCGCCGAGCCCGGGGCCCAACAGUGCCAGCUUCAGCAAGUCCGUCUCGGGCCUCGACCUGCGGCAUGGCGGCCGCGCCCUUCGCGAGAAGCGGAAGGAAGAGUCCAAGCUCGGCAUGAGCCACGAUAACGAGUCCGUCUUUACCAUGAACUCCGAGUGGCCGGGACCGGGGAGUCUGGGCUCGUCGCUGACGCAGACCCAGUCGAAUCUCUCCCAUCUACCACUCGAGCCCGUGGAUAGCUCCAAGUACGGCUUGCAUAACAUGAUGCUCGAUGACGCUUGGCCGUAUCUCAAGGCCAAGCUGCUCGUCGUGUUUGAGGGCGAAGACCUACGGCUCCCCAUCGAGGACUUCAACAGGGCCGUCACAAUGCAUAUACAAUACUGCAUCCAGCGGCGCUCGGCAUACAUAAUCAUCGAGGAUCUGAGGGAGCUCCUGUCUACCGGCUUCACGUCUCUGGACUACACCCUGCGCAAGACGACCGAGGACCGCCUGAUCCCGGCCUUGGCCGAUGUUUGGAUGGCCACCUUCACAAGCAUCUUACCCUACAUGCAGGCCAUUUUCCUGCCUCUGGAUCUCGAGUUUUCUGGCGUUGGGCCCUUGUUGACCACAGAGCAGGCCCGCGACUUCUGGGGUGGUGUGGCUAGCGGCAGUGCGCACUCGUUCACCGAGCGCGAACUUGGCGCCGUUCUGGACGUCAGAAGACUCGUGUUGCUGACCUUCCGCGAUGUCUUGAUAUUGCCGCGCUACGACAAGUUGAAGACCAUCUUCUCCCGGUUGAGUCUGGAGCACCUGCCCAGCAGCCUGGCGAGCCUGGCCUUGGCUAGCCCACCACCCAUCUCGGAGGGAGCCAUGAGUUCUUCUCCCCGAGACGCCUCCAUUCUGAGCAGUGUGGGGGAAGCUAGACCAGGUACUGCCAUGUCGGUCGACCCCAGCGUUGCUAGUUACAACUCAAGUUCGUCGACGCUUCUGAACGAGGGAAGCAACCCAAGCCGCUCGCGGGCCAUCUCCAAUGUGUCUUUCGGGUCAGGUGCCUCGGGAGGCGACGUUGGCAGCCAGCAGGGAUUACUUCGGCCGUUCGCUCCAGGCAGGAGUCGAGCGGACAGCGACCGGACGGAUCGGGACCGCGCUGAAGCGGAGAGCGGAAGUAAGCAGGUCACCGACAUGGUAGGCCGCAUGCUACAAUGUAUGAGCGUGCUAGCCAGUGUGUCGGUAAACAACUCGCCAUCAACCACGGGCCUCGACCAAUUGGGCCCGGCACCCCCCGGGGCACCGGACGAGGGGUCGAAGCAGGUGACAGAGCUCGGACGGCUCCUCAAGCUCAACUGGCUCGGCCGCGGACGGACGGGCCGGAACCGGCGCGGCAUGGUCGGCGGAAGAGUCCGGAGGGACGUCAGUGCGCAGAGGAGUGUAGGCACCGGGGGAAGCGGUCACAGCCGGUCCAAUUCGGCGCUGUCAGGUUUCGGUGCGGGCGCAAACGGGCCCGGGAAUGGAUUAGGAAUCGGGGUCGUCAGGGAGGGCGUCGGCGUUUCUGGAUAA